Molecule: messenger RNA, 3509 nt
Organism: Pelobates fuscus (common spadefoot toad)
Lineage: Eukaryota; Metazoa; Chordata; Amphibia; Anura; Pelobatidae
Gene: ASIC2
Product: acid sensing ion channel subunit 2
Exons: 10
Coding region: 1523-3148 (541 amino acids)
Biological process (GO): sodium ion transmembrane transport
Cellular component (GO): plasma membrane
Molecular function (GO): ligand-gated sodium channel activity
Source: RefSeq, a predicted model, not a curated record
CUGGUGCACAGAUAGAGAUGACUGUGUGCAGCAGAGGCAGAGAGAGACACACAGGAUGUGUCAGUUCGCAAUGACAACUUAGCAGAACUGACCAUUCACGCAGGCUUUUCCUCUGCAGGCGAGCUAUACAUCUGCCUGUGUAAAUAUUAUCAAGUGAUUCAUUCAUUGCUUGUUACAAAGAUGCCUCCCCUCGGGGUUCUGUCUGUCUGUCUGCUCUGCACAACAGCUCAGGGCAAGCACGCAAGCUCUUUGCAUGUUCAAAUGCUGGGUACCAGAUGCGUGGGGAGCUGUCCGCAGUGCUGAAGCCAAGGAGCUGCUCCACUCCACACUGCCAUUUAAAGUUUGUUAAAGGGGGAAAAAAGGGACCUGUGGAGAUCCAGAUUACACCAGUGGAGAUUUUGGGGUGUUUUUGUGGUCCUGCGGUCAACACAACAGAGGGGACGAGGGAUAGACUUAAAUCAUCCACAGGACACCGAACAUCUGUGCCAAGUGUGCAUCCCUGCAAGCCUUGGCAUCGCCAAAAUCUGGUGAACUGCACAGAGUUAGCCUGGAUACCCUCACGUUAAGAGUGCAACGUUGACAAGAGAAAUAUUAAAAGGGGAGAAAUAAAUCCAAGAAAAAGACGUUGCCGUGAGAUAGCUAUGCCAAGAUUCUUGCAAAGUCUUAGUAAGAUCUUGUAUACGACGGAGAUGCAGCUAGAAACCGUUUUCUGUUUUGGAUCACCCUUUCCUUGAUGUGUUAAAAGGGGCAUUCUGUUUAUUUUGUGUUCAGAGGACUCCCACGUCUUAGAGCUGCUAAUGGGGAUUAGUAAAUCAUGAAGAGGAAGAUUAGCCGCAAAGAAAAGGGUAGCACACAAAGAUUGGCAGUGCCAUGGUAAUCGGCAUCAGAAGGAAUUAUUCAUAGCUCACCUGCUCGAAACGCAGAAAGAGUUGGCAGGCAAGAAAAAGAGAUAUUUAUUUUGCAUAGCUGACUAAAACCACCUCCACUUUUUCUAUCUUUUUUUCCACUGUCAUGGCAAUCUAGCUUUCCGGAGAUUGGAUAUGUGUUCCUUCAUCUGAAGUGUGUGGGAGAUAGAUCGUUGUUUGUGUUUUAUCAUUAUGCAUGGAAUUAAAGGAUUAACAAAAAAUAUAUACUGAAUUGUAGCGGACGCAGGAACGUGAAAUUCGAGAAUCGAUUUUAAUAUCUUUAGAGAAAAAAAAGAGGGCAAUAUCUUUUGGGUUUUUGAGUAGCUGGCGUAAAAUGCCCCAAAAGGGCAAAGAAUUUACUGCACUGGUAGCAUUAUGGUUUUGAAAAAAGUCUUAAAAAGAUAAAAUGGAAAGAGUUUAUUGAUUUACUUGUGUCUAUUAAUAAUUAUUUUUGAUUCUGGUCUGUCUGGUAGCCUGGGUCUUGCCAGGCAAUUGCAUUUCAGCUUUCAUUGUGGACAUUGCACUGACUGAAUGAAUGAGGGGGUGGUGGUGCCCAGCUUUGCUGCCGAUGCCCAGAAAGAGAUGCCCCCCUGCUGGUGAGUCCCUGGGGGAGUGUCAUGACUCGAGAGGAGAGGAUCCGGGCUCCAGCUGGCAGCUGCCCCUCUGGAGUGAGAAGAAGAGAUGCCCAGGUGGUGCCCCCUCCGUGUUAUGCAAGGACACCGCGUCGCCAUGCCUUAUCUGUGCCCACCCUGGAGCAUGCCAAGCUGCACGGCCUAAAGUACAUAUGUUCAUCAAGAUUGGCAUUCCAGCGCCGCACGUUCUGGUUCCUUGCCUUUUUCACCUCAUUGGGCCUCUUUUUGUCCUGGUCAUCCAACAGGCUACUUUAUUGGCUCUCCUUUCCCUCACACACCCAAGUACAGUUGGAGUGGAGCAAGGAGCUGGCAUUCCCAGCUGUUACCCUGUGCAACAACAACCCAGUACGAUUUCACCGGCUGAGCAAGAGCGACCUCUACUUUGCAGGUUACUGGUUAGGGCUGUUGUACGCAAAUCGCACAGCUCGUCCAUUGUUGGCAGAGCUGCUGCCCGAGGACAAACACAAGUGGUUCCACAAACUGGCAGAUUUCCGGCUUUUCUUGCCUCCCCGGGACUUUGAUGGGAUCAGUGUUGGAUUCAUGGACAGGCUUGGACAUCAGCUGGAGGACAUGCUCCUUUCCUGCAGAUACAGAGGGGAGUCCUGUGGUCCACACAACUUCUCCACAGUGUUCACACGAUAUGGGAAAUGUUACAUGUUUAAUUCAGGACAGGAUGGUAGACCCCUGCUCACUACCAUGAAAGGAGGAACCGGCAAUGGGCUAGAGAUCAUGUUGGAUAUCCAGCAAGAUGAAUACCUCCCCAUCUGGGGGGAGACCGAGGAAACCACAUUUGAGGCAGGGGUAAAAGUUCAAAUACACAGUCAGUCUGAACCCCCAUUCAUCCAAGAGCUGGGGUUUGGCGUGGCCCCUGGGUUCCAAACCUUUGUAGCAACCCAAGAGCAAAGGCUCACGUACCUUCCAUCACCAUGGGGCGUAUGCAGAUUCUCUGAUAUGGGAUCUGAUUUUUUCCCAGUUUACAGUAUCUCGGCUUGUAGAAUUGAUUGUGAAACUAGAUACAUUGUGGAGAAUUGUAACUGCAAAAUGGUGCAUAUGCCAGGUGAUGCCCCAUUCUGUACUCCCGAGCAGUACAAGGAGUGUGCAGAGCCUGCACUCGGUCUGCUAGCGGAGAAAGACGGAGGAUUCUGUGUCUGUGCGAUUCCUUGCAAUUUGACCAGAUACAAUAAGGAAUUGUCCAUGGUGAAAAUUCCCAGCAAGACCUCAACCAAAUACCUGGAGAAGAAAUUCAACAAGUCUGAGAAAUACAUUAUGGAGAACAUACUUGUCUUGGACGUGUUCUUCGAGGCUCUAAAUUAUGAGACGAUUGAACAGAGGAAAGCAUAUGAGGUGGCUGGAUUGCUGGGAGAUAUCGGGGGUCAGAUGGGACUAUUUAUAGGGGCGAGUAUCUUGACAAUCCUGGAACUGUUUGACUAUAUUUAUGAGCUGAUCAAAGAAAAACUGUUGGAUCUCCUUGGAAGGGAGAAUGAGGAUGGAAGGCGAGCAGAGGAUAUGAGCACUUGUGACACCAUGCCAAACCAUUCAGAAACUAUUAGCCACACUGUGACUGUCCCACUGCAGGCCACCAUGGGGACACUGGAGGAAAUUGCCUGCUGAUGCCUUGAGAAAACUGCCGCUUUAUUUGUGCCAAAAUAGCAGCAGAUGCAGCACGGUGGACUACGUGGGAUGCUCCCCCCACUCCCCGUGGUCCCUGAGCAGGAAAGAGAAAGAAGGUUUGAUGGGACUGAGGAGGCGAGAGACCGGAUACUGCCAAACUGUACACAGCCCUGCAUGCACGCAGUGUUUAUGGUACUAAUCCUCCUGUGAUGUGUGAGGAGACCCCUUUCCCGGACAGACACACAUUGUGCACAUGCAUCACACUCUGCCCAGUUCUGUGUCUGAGGCUGAUUCAUAAAGGGUUUUCUUUUUUUUAUAAAAUAAACAAAAAUAAAAAUAAAAAUUCAGUCAUUAAUGAAAA